UGUUUCUUUUGUGAUGCACUGGAACAAAAGUUUUGAUUUUUGGGUAUUUCAUAUCCUGAAUUAAUAGAACACUUCUCCUUCUUAGGUCCUAACAUUUGGCUAGAGUAUGGCCAGUACUCAGUCGGUGGAAUUGGUCAGAAAGGUGGCCUUGAGAAAGUCCGCUCUGUGUUUGAAAGGGCGCUCUCGUCAGUUGGCUUACAUAUGACCAAAGGACUCGCCAUCUGGGAGGCUUACCGGGAGUUUGAAAGUGCCAUUGUGGAAGCUGCCCGGCUGGAGAAAGUCCACAGUCUCUUCCGGCGACAGCUGGCGAUCCCACUCUAUGAUAUGGAGGCCACAUUUGCAGAGUAUGAAGAGUGGUCAGAAGACCCAAUACCAGAGUCGGUGAUUCAGAACUAUAACAAAGCACUACAGCAGUUGGAGAGAUACAAACCCUAUGAAGAAGCACUGGUUAAGAAAUAGAACAUUGCCAGUACCUUAGAAGUCUCCUAUGUGCCCCUCUCCGAUUGCCUCCUCUUCCCUCUCCCGAGAGUUGCAAGCAGAGGCACCUAGGCUGGCUGAAUAUCAAGCGUACAUCGAUUUUGAGAUGAAAAUUGGUGACCCUGCUCGCGUGCAGUUGAUCUUCGAGCGUGCCCUGGUCGAGAACUGCCUUGUCCCAGACUUGUGGAUCCGCUACAGUCAGUACCUAGAUCGGCAGCUGAAAGUAAAGGAUUUGGUUUUAUCUGUACAUAAUCGUGCUGUUAGAAACUGCCCGUGGACAGUUGCCCUAUGGAGUCGUUACCUCUUGGCCAUGGAAAGACAUGGAGUUGACCAUCGAGUGAUUUCUGUGACCUUUGAGAAAGCUUUGAGUGCUGGCUUCAUUCAGGCCACUGAUUAUGUGGAGAUUUGGCAGGCGUACCUUGAUUACCUGAGGAGAAGGGUUGAUUUCAAACAAGACUCCAGUAAAGAGCUGGAAGAGCUGAGGUCUGCAUUCAGUCGCGCCUUGGAGUAUCUGAAACAGGAGGUCGAGGAGCGUUUCAAUGAGAGCGGAGAUCCAAGCUGUAUGAUCAUGCAGAACUGGGCUAGGAUCGAGGCUCGACUGUGCAAUAAUAUGCAGAAAGCUCGGGAACUCUGGGACAGCAUCAUGACCAAAGGGAAUGCCAAGUAUGCCAACAUGUGGCUCGAGUAUUACAACCUGGAAAGGGCACACGGUGACACCCAGCACUGUAGAAAGGCCCUGCACCGGGCUGUCCAGUGCACCAGCGACUACCCGGAGCACGUCUGUGAAGUGUUGCUCACCAUGGAGAGGACAGAAGGUACCCUAGAAGAUUGGGAUAUAGCUGUUCAGAAAACCGAAACUCGAUUAGCUCGUGUUAAUGAGCAGAGAAUUAAGGCUGCGGAGAAGGAAGCAGCCCUUGCUCAGCAAGAAGAAGAAAAGGCCGAACAGCGGAAGAGAGCGCGGGCCGAGAAGAAAGCAUUGAAAAAGAAGAAAAAGACCCGAGGCGCAGACAAGCGCAAAGCAGAAGAGGACGAUGAGAAGGAGUGGGGCGAUGAUGAAGAAGAGCAGCCUUCCAAACGCAGAAAGGUGGAGAACAGCACUCCUCCAGCCGGGGAAGCACAGGACCUAGAGGCAGAAACAGGACUCUUUGGGAAGAGUGCGCCUGUAGACGUUGACGCCCCCUCCAAGCAGAAGGAGAGGGCAGCUGCCCUCAAGAGGGACGUGCCCAAGGUGCCCCACGACAGCAGCAAGGACAGCAUCACCGUCUUCGUCAGCAACCUGCCCUACAGCAUGGGAGAGCCGGAUGUGAAGCUCCGGCCGCUCUUUGAGGCCUGUGGGGAGGUGGCAGAUAUCCGCCCCAUCUUCAGCAACCGGGGCGAUUUCCGAGGCUACUGCUAUGUGGAGUUUAAAGAGGAGAAGUCGGCCCUGCAGGCGCUGCAGUUGGACCGGAAGACUGUAGAAGGGAGGCCGAUGUUUGUUUCCCCCUGUGUGGAUAAGAGCAAAAAUCCCGAUUUCAAGGUGUUUAGGUACAGCACUGCCCUGGAGAAACACAAGCUGUUUGUAUCAGGCCUGCCUUUUUCCUGCACUAAAGAAGAACUAGAAGAGAUCUGUAAGGCUCAUGGCACUGUGAAGGACAUCAGGCUGGUUACCAACCGGGCAGGCAAACCGAAGGGCCUGGCCUAUGUGGAGUAUGAAAAUGAGUCCCAGGCAUCACAGGCUGUACUGAAGAUGGAUGGCAUGACUAUCAAAGACAAUGUCAUCAAAGUGGCCAUCAGCAAUCCCCCUCAGAGGAAGGUUCCAGAGAAGCCAGAGGCAAGGAAAGCUCCAGGUGGCGCCAUGGUGCCUCGGCAGAUUUACGGAGCGCGGGGGAAGGGGAGAACCCAGCUCUCGCUGCUGCCUCGUGCCCUGCAGCGCCCGAGUGAGACAGCCGUCCAGGCCGAGAACGGCCCUGCCCCACCGCCGGCGGUCACCGCCUCAGCAGCCACCGAGGCACCCAAGAUGUCCAAUGCUGAUUUUGCCAAGUUGCUUCUGAGAAAGUGAACGUGACUCCUUAGAGGGGAAAUGCCUUACUGCACACUGGCCAGGAAGAGCACCCGGCCCCCAGCUAUACUCUGGGUAUGGAAGGGCCCGGGGCAGCACCCCUCCUACGCAUUUUCCUCGGGGUUAGAAAGGGAUGAGGGUGUCCAAGGAAAGAGGCUUGAAGCACUCCCUCAUAUUGAGGGCAAUAGGAGGAAAAUGAUCACUCCAUGGGUUGGGCCCAGUGUGUAGUUUCUUAAGCUAUUUUUGUGUCUUACAGAGUGAGAAACGGAAGUGAAAUUCAAACACACCGUUUUGAGACCCACUUGUCCCAGUGUUUUCGGCCAUCUGACUCCCUUUUAUAAGACACUUCUCUUACAGCCUGCACAGCUCAUGUGCCCGUCACUCUUUUAAUUUUAAAAGACAAAAUGGCAGAUGCUAGUAAUUCACCAGAAUGGCCUAUUUUAGUAAAGGGGUGGUGGGGAUAGGGGAAAUCACAUAAAAAACAUUUGAUGGAUUUUUGUUCAAGGGGGGGGCUGUGCGUUUUUAUAUUAUGUAUUUGUAAAUCCCACAUCAAUCCAUUGUUUUAUGUUUCCUAAAAGCAAAAUAUUUGUGACCUUUGUUUUAUAUGGGAGUUCUGUGUGCCACCUGCUGUGGACCAUUUUCUUUGCCUAGUGAUUAGUGAACCGUGUUCUUUGUCUAAAUAUUGAGUUUCAGCCCUUUGGUUUUGUUUAAAUACCAUGUCAAGUACAAACUUAAAUUCUCCCCACUUAGCUUUGUUUAUUAAACUGAAGUUCUCUUCAAAACUUCUUGCUGAAUGGUAGUCAGAUGUGCAUUCAAACAUGGAUGUAUUUUGAAAAUGGGUGCACUUGUCUUACCUAACAGAUGUGUAAAUAGACCUUUUGUAAGUCAAA
Messenger RNA from Leptonychotes weddellii (Weddell seal), 3405 nucleotides. NCBI's taxonomy places the organism in Eukaryota, Metazoa, Chordata, Mammalia, Carnivora, Phocidae. The record is from RefSeq and is a predicted model, not a curated record.